Messenger RNA from Spodoptera littoralis (African cotton leafworm), 1122 nucleotides. NCBI's taxonomy places the organism in Eukaryota, Metazoa, Arthropoda, Insecta, Lepidoptera, Noctuidae. The record is from the annotation of a GenBank genome assembly.
AUGUUAGACGUGUUUCGUGGAUUGAAGAAUCUCAUUAAAGUGAACUAUGUCCACAUCGACUCGCCGGUAUUCCGUCUGCACUACUCCAUCACCGUCAUCCUGCUGAUCUCGUUCAGUUUGAUCGUGACCACGAGGCAGUACGUCGGCAACCCGAUCGACUGCAUCCACACCAAGGACAUCCCCGAAGACGUGCUCAACACCUACUGCUGGAUCCACUCCACCUACACGCUGCGGAGCUUCUUCAACAAGAAGGUGGGCGUCGAGGUGCCCUACCCUGGCAUCGGCAACAGCCGCGAGAAAGGGAAGGAAGAUAUGAGCGACAGGAAGAUAUACAAGUACUACCAAUGGGUGUGUUUUUGCCUAUUUUUUCAGGCAAUGCUGUUCUAUGCGCCCCGUUGGUUAUGGAAAUCCUGGGAGGGAGGCAAGAUCCGUGCCUUGAUGAUGGACCUGGAUGUAGGGGUGUGCACGGAGAUAGAGAAGAAGACGAAGAAGAAGUUGAUCCUCGACUACCUGUGGGAGAACCUGCGGUACCACAACUGGUGGGCCUACCGGUAUUACUUGUGCGAGGGACUUGCUCUUGUCAAUGUUAUAGGGCAAAUGUUCCUGAUGAACCGUUUCUUCGACGGGGAGUUCAUGUCCUUCGGGCUGGACGUCAUCAAUUACAUGGAGUCAGAUCAGGAGGAUCGCAUCGACCCCAUGAUCUACAUAUUUCCAAGGAUGGUGAAGUGCACACUGUUCAACAAGUUCGGCUCGUCAGGCGAGGUGGAGCGGCACGACGCGCUCUGCAUCCUGCCGCUGAACGUGGUCAACGAGAAGAUCUACGUCUUCCUGUGGUUCUGGUUCGUCAUCCUCGGCAUCCUCACGUUCAUCACCCUCGUGUACCGGUUCAUCAUCAUCUUCUCGCCGCGCAUGCGCGUGUACAUGAUGCGCAUGCGCUUCCGGCUGGUGCGGCGCGACAAUGUGGACACGAUCGUGCGGCGCAGCAAGAUGGGCGACUGGUACCUCCUGUACAUCCUCGGGGAGAACAUCGACUCGGUCAUCUUCCGGGACAUCAUGCACGAGUUCGCGAACAAGCUGAACCACAACUACCAGCACCACAUCCACGGCGUGCCGGACGCGUGA